Molecule: messenger RNA, 1035 nt
Organism: Miscanthus lutarioriparius
Lineage: Eukaryota; Viridiplantae; Streptophyta; Magnoliopsida; Poales; Poaceae
Source: the annotation of a GenBank genome assembly
AUGGAUGCAAUGAGCUCCGAGGAUCUGAACCGCGCUCAGCUGGAGCUCUUCCACCACAGCCUCGGCUUUGUGAAGUCCAUGGUGCUCAAGUGCGCAGUAGAUCUAGGAAUCCCCAACGCCAUCCACCUACACGGCGGCUGUGCAACGCUGUCAGAGAUCAUCGCCGGCACCGGGGCCCAUGCGUCCAAGAAGCCUCACGUGCGCAGGCUCAUGAACCUGCUCACCGCCUCGGGUGUCUUCGCUUCAUCGGAGGCCGCCACGCCGCCACCGGCCAGCGCCGCCGCUAGCAACGGCGGCGAGGCGGCCGUGGUGUUCCAGUACCAGCUGACACCGAUGUCCCGCCUCCUCGUCGACAGUAACAAGCUUGGAAGCAUGGCGCCCCUGAUUCGUUUCCUGGUAAACCCUCUCACCGUCCCCACCUUCUUCGACAUGCACGCGUGGUUGAAGGCGGACGAGCAGGCCGCCGACGCCGGCACCAGCUCGACGACUUUCUUCGAGAUGGUGCAUGGCUGCAGCGUGUACGAGAUGACGAGGAAGGACGCGGACCACAAUGCCCUGUACAACAGCGCCAUGGUCGCGGCCAGCCAGAUCACCAUGGAGAUCAUCCUCACGGAGGAUGCUGGUCGCGACAUCUUCGGCGGGCUGAGCUCUUUGGUCGAUGUCGGCGGCGGGCAUGGCGCGGCGUCGGUGGCCAUCGCGGCGGCCUUCCCUCACGUCAAGUGCAGCGUCCUUGACCUCCCUCACGUUGUCAGCCAGGCGCGCGCUGAUGGUGGCACGGCGGUGGAGUUCAUCGCCGGUGACAUGUUCGACUUCAUUCCAAAAGCUGAUGCGGUCUUACUCAAGUGGGUUUUACAUUGCUGGGGUGACCAUAACUGCGUCAAGGCGCUGCGAAAGUGCAAGGAAGCUAUCCCUGCAGGAGGAGGAGGGGCUGGAGGAAAGGUGAUAAUCAUUGACGCUGUGAUGGGAGCUGGUCCUGCAUCUGCAUCCAACAAAGGAGACACAGGCCUUGUACGAUGUCCACAUGAUGCACAUUGA